GGGGGCCCGGGCGGCGGCCCCGGUACCCUGCUGCUCUGCCUGGCCCUGGCCUCCGGUUUGGCGUUCUUCAGCUGCGUGGGCGCCGACACCAACGUCACGGCCGGGCACGGCACGGAGGGGCUCGGCUGCGGCACGGCCAAGGGAUGCACAGGGAACGGGACGCAGCUGAAGCGGCAGAGCCACUUCACCCGGUGCCCGGAGGAGUACCAGCACUACUGUGUCAAGGGGAGGUGCCGCUUCCUCGUGGCCGAGCAGGCGCCGGCUUGUGUGUGCGAGCGAGGCUACAUCGGGUCUCGCUGCGAGAGGGUGGAUCUGUUCUACCUGCGAGGGGACCAGGGCCAGAUCGUCAUCAUCUCCCUGAUCGUCGCCAUCGUCACCCUCAUCAUCCUCAUUGUCGGCAUCUGCCUCUGCAGUCACCACUGUCGGAGGCAGCGUAGGAAGAGAAAGGCAGAAGAGAUGGAAACGUUAAACAAAGAUUCACCUUCCAGAAGUGAAGAUGUGCGGGAAACGGGCAUCGCGGAAGAGAUGGAAACGUUAAACAAGGAUUCACCUUCUAGAAGUGAAGAUGUGCGGGAAACGGGCAUCGCGUGA
Messenger RNA from Ficedula albicollis (Collared flycatcher), 591 nucleotides. RefSeq names its product betacellulin (gene BTC). Lineage: Eukaryota; Metazoa; Chordata; Aves; Passeriformes; Muscicapidae. The transcript has 5 exons. The annotation marks the transcript as partial. The record is from RefSeq and is a predicted model, not a curated record. Gene Ontology annotation, biological process: epidermal growth factor receptor signaling pathway; positive regulation of cell population proliferation; positive regulation of mitotic nuclear division.